UGUCAAGUAUCAACUUGUCAUGACAUCAUCAUGAGAGGUGGUAAUGCAAUAUUUUGAUAAAAAACAUGUUAUUGUUAUCCACAGAUAGGUAAAUCUUUGUUAUCAGUAUUACUCUAACUGAGUUUGCAUUUAUUAGCAUCUCACACCUCUACGUAGAUUCUAAAAGUUCGCUGUUGUCCAAAGAAGUCUUUGCGCUCUUUUCGUCGUCUUGUAAAUAUGUUCGCAGAUACGUUUCUUUAUUUUGCUUACGGAAGUAAUCUGCUUAAAAGAAGGAUUCACAUCAAUAACCCCUCAGCAAAAUUCUUAGGAAUAGGACGUUUAGACAAUCAUCUGCUUGAUUUUAUCAAAUAUUCUGAGCAUUGGAGGGGGACCUCGGCUACUAUUGUGCCUAACCCAGGAUCCCAUGUAUGGGGAGCAAUAUGGAGAUUACAUAAUGAUGACAUGCCUGCAUUAGACAAGCAAGAAGGUGUUGAAAACAAUUGGUAUUUUGCAAAAAAUGUAGACAUUAUGCUACCAGAUGGUUCCCAGACCGUGUGUAGAACAUAUCAACAAACAAUCAAUCCUCCAAUCAGGAAACCCGGUGAAGAGCUGCCUGUAGAUCGCAGGCCUUGUAUUACAUAUUUAGAUUGUAUUGUAAAUGGAGCAAUUGAGUGCAAAUUACCUGAAUACUACAUUGAAGAACUCAAAAAAAUACCAAACAAUGGACAAGAGGCUUCGCCUAGCAUGAUUGCUAAGUUAAACAAAACUUCAUAACUCUUAUAGCACAAACAUUUUGUUCACUGCAAUAAGACAUUUCCAAAAAAUAAGCUGUGAUGACUAAAUAUGAAUAAAAGGAUUAUAUUAA
This is a messenger RNA of Spodoptera frugiperda (fall armyworm), 844 nucleotides long. RefSeq names its product gamma-glutamylcyclotransferase. The coding region runs from base 217 to 753 and encodes 178 amino acids. The transcript is spliced from 3 exons. Gene Ontology annotation, molecular function: gamma-glutamylcyclotransferase activity. The record is from RefSeq and is a predicted model, not a curated record. Lineage: Eukaryota; Metazoa; Arthropoda; Insecta; Lepidoptera; Noctuidae.